CCCAGAGACGCGCCCAUGGGGCCUAUGCGACCAAUCGACCCCCUCUACGCAGGUGGCCGCAUGGCACACUAUGGCCCUGAAGGUACCAUACUUGCCCCAGCGUCGGCGCCAGUGCAGGCUGCCCCUACUCCAGUACCCGCUGCGGGUUAUGCUCAUUACUGGUCUCAGCAGGCUCCUCAUCCUCCGCCGCCCGCUCUGGCUCCCGCGCCCGCUCCGUCGCCGGCUAUGAUCCAAGCACAGGCUCCCCCGGCUCCGGGGCCCGGCACGCCAUACUCUCAUGGCUACUGGUCGCAACAAGCCCCGCCUCCGCCGGCUCAGCUUCCCCCUCCAUCUCCGGCUAUGGCGCAGGCACAGGGACCGCCGCCGCCGCAGCAGCACCACCACCACCAUCACCAACACCAGCAGCAGCAUUACCCACAGCCCCCUCCACCCAGGAUGCCCUUCUCUGCUGAAUCACUCCCGCCGCAACCACUGCCGCCUCUCCGCCCCCCUCGGGGUCGUUCUCAGCCUGUCCAGGACGACAUGCUGCGUGAUCCGAUGAUGAGGCCGGCUCCUCAUGGCAUGAACAACUACUAUCCCCCUGGUCCCCCACGACCCUACCACCAUGGUUACCCGGCUCCUGAGCCCCUGGGCCCUAUGCCACCACUUGCGCAGGACAGGAUCCUGCCCGCCCCCCAGCCACAGCAAUCAUACAUGGGACCGACUGGCCCCGGCUCUGGCUACGCGCCUCAGAUGCCUUCGCCGACCUUUGGCCAACCCCAACCAAUGCCUGGUCCCAUGGGACAGAGCCCUCCCGGGACACCCCAGGGGCCCCCCGGCUCGAUGCACCGCCAUCGGUCCACGCCCUCGGGCUCCUCCGAUGCUGGAACCGGCAAAUAUCGCAAACUACAGCCCGCCCCGGUGCCCGCUCACCGAACGUGGUCAAGCAAGCCGGAGCUGAAGACCAUCCCAUACGACCAUAAAGAGACGGGAGCAUCGGCUGCCCUUCCGAAGUCUGGCCCGACGCAAAUUAGAGGUUGGAACGUCAACCAGCAUCGGAAGCGGAGCAAAGCCAACCAGCAAGGCACAGGCGAAGCGGGAACCGACCAGACUGAUUCCAGAUAGAGAUUGGAAACACCCGGUCAACCAGCGCCUCAGGGCGCCCUUGUGAACUCUCAGGCCACGGCUCCUCAUCCCGCGGCUCCUCACCCCAACUGGUCCGUUCGCUUUGCGGAGCCAUUCACUCUCCCACCUCUAUUCCCACGCGCCACGAAUUCAGCUCGGCCGCGCACAAUGGCUCAGGACAUGGACCUCGAGCCAACCCCCCCGACGUCUCUCGAAAAUUCCACCGUUUCCGUCGAGCAAGCCGCUGCUCCAGCUGAGCCAGCGCCCACACAACCAGCACCCACACAACCAGCACCCACACAACCAGCACCCACACAACCAGCACCCACACAACCAGCACCCACACAACCAGCACCCAC
This is a messenger RNA of Trichoderma citrinoviride, 1463 nucleotides long. RefSeq lists its product as hypothetical. The record is from RefSeq and is a predicted model, not a curated record. Lineage: Eukaryota; Fungi; Ascomycota; Sordariomycetes; Hypocreales; Hypocreaceae. The transcript has a single exon. Bases 16 to 1104 code for a protein of 362 amino acids.